UCCGUCCGCCUGUCCGCAGGCACUACCCGAGCCAGCCGAGCAGCCGGAGCCGUGGGCCGCGGGGGCGUCGCGGGCCCAACCCCAGGAUGCUCCCCUUCGCCUCCUGCCUCCCCGGGUCUCUACUGCUCUGGGCGCUGCUGCUGUUGCUCUUGGGGGCAGCGUCUCCCCAGGAUUCGGAGGAGCCCGACAGCUACACGGAAUGCACAGAUGGCUAUGAGUGGGACCCCGACAGCCAGCACUGCCGGGAUGUCAACGAGUGCCUGACCAUCCCCGAGGCCUGCAAAGGGGAAAUGAAAUGCAUCAAUCACUACGGGGGCUACUUGUGCCUGCCCCGCUCGGCUGCCGUCAUCAAUGACCUGCAUGGCGAGGGACCACCACCACCAGUGCCCCCUGCUCAACACCCCAACCCCUGCCCACCAGGCUAUGAGCCUGAUGAGCAAGAGAGCUGUGUGGAUGUGGACGAGUGUGCCCAGGCCCUGCAUGACUGCCGCCCCAGCCAGCAGUGCCACAACCUGCCUGGUUCCUACCAGUGCACCUGCCCCGAUGGCUACCGCAAGAUUGGGCCUGAAUGUGUGGAUAUAGACGAGUGCCGCUACCGCUACUGCCAGCACCGCUGCGUGAAUCUGCCCGGCUCCUUUCGCUGCCAGUGUGAGCCUGGCUUCCAGCUGGGGCCCAACAACCGCUCCUGUGUAGAUGUGAAUGAAUGUGACAUGGGGGCUCCAUGCGAGCAGCGCUGCUUCAACUCCUAUGGGACCUUCCUGUGUCGCUGCCAUCAGGGCUACGAGCUGCACCGGGAUGGCUUCUCCUGCAGUGAUAUCGAUGAGUGCAGCUACUCCAGUUACCUCUGCCAGUACCGCUGUGUCAACGAGCCAGGCCGCUUCUCCUGCCACUGCCCGCAAGGCUACCAGCUGCUGGCCACACGCCUCUGCCAAGACAUUGACGAGUGUGAGUCUGGCGCACACCAGUGCUCUGAGGCCCAGACUUGUGUCAACUUCUACGGGGGUUACCGCUGUGUGGACACCAACCGUUGCGUGGAGCCCUAUGUCCAGGUGUCUGACAAUCGCUGCCUCUGUCCGGCCUCCAACCCCCUGUGCCGGGAGCAGCCCUCGUCCAUUGUGCACCGCUACAUGAGCAUCACCUCAGAGCGCAGCGUGCCGGCGGACGUGUUCCAGAUCCAAGCGACCUCUGUCUACCCCGGCGCCUACAAUGCCUUUCAGAUCCGUGCGGGAAACUCGCAGGGGGACUUCUACAUUAGGCAAAUCAACAAUGUCAGCGCCAUGCUGGUCCUCGCCCGGCCUGUGACGGGCCCCCGGGAGUAUGUGCUGGACCUCGAGAUGGUAACCAUGAACUCCCUCAUGAGCUACCGGGCCAGCUCUGUACUGAGACUCACCGUCUUCGUGGGGGCCUACACCUUCUGAGGCGUGGGGGGUGCCCUCAGGGAGGGGGAGGUCCCUGUAGCCAAGGAGCCUGGGGCUCAGGGAUGACUGUUCUGCUAAAAGAAAAGAUGCUAUUGUGAAGGGUAGACAGAGAAAGGCAAUAAAGGGAGAAAGAAGGAGUCCUGGUGGCUGAGGUGGGUGGGAAACCCUGUAGGGAACCCCAGACUGGGGACAGGGCCAGGCUUGUGGGAGGCGAGCCAAGUCCACCUAAAGCAGGGUCAGCUCAGGCCCGAGGGAGCCCCACUGAUGGGAGCUGUGUCCCCAAGGCUGGGAUUGGUCUAUGGACCACGGGCAUCAGAACUGCCGUGAGAAAGGAGGAGGUAAUAAUGCUGCAAACUCCAGGCCCUCGCAAGAAUCUGGGCUCGGCUGGUUUGCAGGGAGCCUGAGAAAGCCCGCUCUGCACAGUGCCAGGAGGCCCUGGGUUUCGACCUGAGCUUGGCCUCAAACUAUCAAUUUGGAUAAACCCUAGUAGCUCCCUGGGCCUCAGUUUUCCAAUCCAUAUAAUGAGGCAAUUGGGCUGUUAAAGCUUUUCAAACUUUUUCUUUUCCAAGCUACAGGACCUUUUAUCAAAGGAAAUUUUGUUUGAUCAGGGACCCCCUGAGGAUAUAAACUAGAUUCGAAGUUGCAA
Pteropus alecto (black flying fox) is the source of this 2064-nucleotide messenger RNA. RefSeq names its product EGF containing fibulin extracellular matrix protein 2 (gene EFEMP2). The record is from RefSeq and is a predicted model, not a curated record. Gene Ontology annotation, molecular function: calcium ion binding. Lineage: Eukaryota; Metazoa; Chordata; Mammalia; Chiroptera; Pteropodidae. Bases 87 to 1418 code for a protein of 443 amino acids. The transcript has 11 exons.